UUUACCUCAGUGCGUUUACCGCGACGGGGGACCCGGAGGAGCGCCGAGGUGCCAACUUGCUCACCGGCUCCACCAACGUCCCUUCCCGCUCUCCUCGGAAGCAGCCCGGCAGCAGCGGCCGCACCACCACACGGUAAUCAUGAGUGAUCGAAAGGCUGUGAUCAAAAAUGCAGAUAUGUCUGAGGAGAUGCAGCAGGACUCUGUGGAGUGUGCUACACAGGCCUUGGAAAAAUAUAACAUUGAGAAAGAUAUUGCUGCCCAUAUAAAGAAGGAGUUUGACAAGAAAUACAAUCCUACUUGGCACUGCAUUGUGGGAAGAAAUUUUGGCAGCUACGUGACUCAUGAGACCAAACACUUCAUCUACUUCUACCUGGGUCAAGUUGCUAUUCUCCUUUUCAAAUCUGGUUAGAAGUAUGGGAAUUUUUCACCCAAAUAUGCAUUCGGUUACAGGACUGCACGCUAAUUCCAAAUAGACUGAAGUCUUCAGCCUUCCCCAGGGAACAUACCUUGAUCUUCAAGCCUUUUGUUUUAAUGACAGGUACUCCUAUGUACCAAUUUGUGUUUUUGUUGUGGCCAUAAAAAAUAGCAAAAAAAUAAGCUUGUAUGUAUUUUUUUUCUAAAACAAACUAGCCAAGUUUUCUAAUAAAACUGUUGGGUAUUCAUCCUUUAACUUACUCUAAUAUUUCUAUAUUUGGGGUAGCUCUUCCAUAGGACUACUGGGGUUCUAUAUUACACUGAAGCUGAAAAUUGUUUAGCUAGCGUUUUCCAAACUUAACUCCAAGGUUUCAUAGAAUCAGCCUAGGUUAUUAUAUUUGAGUUAAAAUUUGAAAAUGCCUUUCCGUACCAGCUAAUGUAUCUAGGUUUCUUGUGUUUAACUUUAUUGGCUUCCGAUGCUUUUUAAGCACAGCUAUUAAAAGAGCACCUUAGACACAAAAUUAGAAUUCCUUCUAAUUCAACUUCCUUUUGAAGCACAUCUGUGCAAGAGAAUAAUAUCCUGUAAUGGAAUGAUUUAAACAAAAUACUUGAAAUCCUCUAUGGAAUUUAUAGAUGCUUAAUGAAUUAGAGGAUUAAAAUUAAUUACCAUUUGACAUCUCUGUAUAUGUCAGAAAAACUGUACAGAGUUUGUUGCCUCUAUUAUACAAGCUUCAACUUUAAGGAUUAUUAACCUUAUAUGCUAGAUAGCUCAGUACAAUCAUACUGUAUAUUAACACAAUACUUGAUAAAGACCUGAGAUUGGAAGAAAGUCUAGCAAAUUAUCUCAUGGGAAACGAGUGAAUGUUUCAGUUCAUUUUAAGGACUAGAGCAUCCCAUAUUUGGAAAAAUGUGUAACUGCACUUCACUUGAUAAGAGAUCUGAUUGUCCUGCUUAUACAUGUACUUAAUAGAUUGAUUGACGUGUUGCAGGAUCAAUAAAGUUAGGACAAAUAGCAUGUUUAAUUGAGUAUCAAGUGUCUCCUUUAACCUUGAAAGUUUAAAGCAAUGUGUAUGAGGGAAGCAUCCCAUGGAAAUAAUAAGAAUGUGCAUUUGUUAAGAUACAGUUCAAAUAGUACAUGGGACUUCCUUAACUAUCAAAGAGGGGAUAACACUAAUAGCAGUAGUGAAAUUAAGCAUGGAAAUGUUUUGUGCCUUUUAAAUGUAAAAACAUGUUACCAAUGGCAACUUCUAGAUUAUCUAGACAUUUAUUAUCCAAGUUAUUUUAAAAAGUUUCAGCUUUCUUGUCCUAAAGAUUUGCUGGUUUAUUCCUUUUUCCAUAGGUAUAUUGUGCUUGGAAGCAGGUUACUCCUGUAAACUGUUUUGACACUCUUAAACUAAUGUGGCAGAGUUUAUAAGAUAAGAAUUUGGUGCAUGGUAGUAUCCAACACAGCACAAGCUAUUCUAAGAAUACAAUGUAUAUCUACUUUAAAAUAUUCAAAUGUUGGCCAGCCAGUUCCAAUACAGUACAGCAAGGGGCUCAAUAGAGGACAGGCAAGAAUCUCAUGGCUAUCAAUAAAAAUAGCUGAAGCUAAGGAAUGCAUAGCCUUUGGGCGUUUUGACUACCAAGCAUAGCAUUCUACCUGAGCAAGCUUGUGUUGCAUUUAUGUAUACUAUGAUGUAUUUAAUGCUCUGUAGAGAUGGGGCCUAAUUUGUAUAACAUAUUAAACAAUUGUGUGGUAUGUU
Molecule: messenger RNA, 2156 nt
Organism: Ahaetulla prasina
Lineage: Eukaryota; Metazoa; Chordata; Lepidosauria; Squamata; Colubridae
Gene: DYNLL1
Product: dynein light chain LC8-type 1
Exons: 3
Coding region: 140-409 (89 amino acids)
Biological process (GO): microtubule-based process; cilium assembly
Cellular component (GO): cytoplasmic dynein complex
Molecular function (GO): dynein intermediate chain binding; dynein light intermediate chain binding
Source: RefSeq, a predicted model, not a curated record